ACCAUUUUCAGAAAAAAAUAAGGUCAUUUUGAAUUUCAUGGCCAACACGUCUCAAAGAAGUUGGGAUGGGGCAACAAAAGGCUGGAAAAGUAAGUGUUACUAAUAAGAAACAGCUGGAGGUUAAUUGGCAACAGGUCAGUAUUAUGAUUGGGUAUAAAAAGAGUAUCUUAGAGAGGCAGAGUCUUUCAGAAGCAAAGAUGGGCAGAGGUUCACCAAUCUGCGAAAAACUGCGUCUACAAAUUGUGGAACAAUUUCAGAAUAAUGUUCCUCAACGUAAAAUUGCGAAGACAAUGAAUAUCUCAUCAUCUACAGUACAUAAUAUCAUCAAAAUAUUCUGAGAAUCUGGAGAAAUCUCUGUGUGCAAGGGAUAAGGGUGAAAAUCAAUAUUGCAUGUCCGUGAUCUUCGGGUCCUCAGGCAGCACUGCAUUAAAAACAGGCAUGAUUCUGUAAUGGAAAUCACUGCAUGGGCUCAGAAACACCUCCAGAACUCAUUGUCUGUGAACACAGUUCGCCGUGCCAUCCACAAAUGCUGGUUAAAGCUCUAUCACACAAAGAAGAAGCCAUAUGUGAACGUGAUCCAGAAACGCCGUUGUCUUCUCUGGGCCAAAGCUCAUUUAAAAUGGAUUGAGGCAAAGUGGAAAACUGUUCUGUGCUCAGAUUAAUCAAAAUGUGAAAUUCUUUUUGAAAACCAUGGACGCGCAUCCUCUAAACUAAAGAGGACUAAAGAGGAGAGGGACCAUCCGUUUUUUUAUCAGUUCUCAGUUCAAAAGCCUGCAUCUCUGAUGGUAUUGUGGUGCAUUUGUGACUAUGGAAUGGGCAAUUUGCACAUCUGGAAAGGCACCAUCAAUGCUGAAAGGUAUAUACAGGUUUUAGAGCAACAUAUGCCUCCAUCCAGAUAACGUCUUUUUCAGGCAAGGCCUUGCAUUUUUCAGCAUGACAAUGCUAAACUACUUACCAAGUCUAUUACAACAGCAUAGCUUCACAGUAGAAGAGUCCGGGUGCUGAACUGGCCUACCUGCAGUCCAGACCUUUCACCAACUGAAAACAUUUGGCACAUCAUGGAACGAAAAAUACAGCAAAGAAGACCCAGGACUGUUGAGCAACUAGAAUCCUGUAUCAGACUUGAAUAGGACAACCUUCCUCUCCCAAAUCUCCAGCAACUGGUCUCCUCAGUUCCCAGACGUAUACGGACCAUUGUUAAAAGAAGAGUGGAUGCUACACAGUGGUAAACAUGGCCCUGUUCCAACUUUUUUGAGAUGUGUUGCUGCCAUCAAAUUAAAAAUUGCCUUAUUUUUCCCUUAAAUGGUACAUUUCCUCAGUUUACACUAGGCUGAAAUAUUUACACUGAAAUGUUUUCUAUGUUCUGUUGUGAUUAAAAUAUGGGUUUAUGAGAUUUGCAAAUCAUUGCAUUCUGUUUUUAUUUACAUUUCACACAGCGUCCCAACUUUUUUGCAGUUGGGGUUGUAUUUCUCUACAAAGUGUGGUGUCUAGGUGUCAGAUUGUAGAUGGGAGCCAAAGGAAUUCAACAUAAUCCUGGAGAGACUGAUGAACUCCAGUAACUCCACUUUAUGUCAGGCCACAUCAUAGUAGCCUAAUACUAUUCCUACUUUCAUGUGUGUUUGGUGUGUCUGAUUUGAAGAAAACGAAGACGCCAGAAUGGUGAAGCAGGCUGCUCCUCGUCGCGCUUUGUCUCACUCCUUUAGACAUUCCUCUCGAACAGAACUCUCGUCACCCUUGACCCCCUGGACCUCUCCAUCACCUCCGACACUGUGUCACGACCCCUCCUCUGUUCCAAGGUGGAAUCCAAGCAGCAUUCCUGACCACGUCUACCUCGACGCUGCCACCAUUUUCCAAAACUCGCACCAGGACAAGGCCGCCACUCAUCGGCUCAUCAGCUAUGGGAAGAGGUCAAAGGUAACAGCGCUGAAGAUCAAGGAUGAGGCAUGGCAGCACAGGGCCUACGAGCUGGCCUUCAAUACACUCAAAUAUCAGGAGCUAUUGGAGGAUAUCAUGAUUGACAGCAGCUUCUAUUUGUCUAAGCUAGUGCCCGACGAUCUGAUGAGUUUGGUGGCUGUCAUGUUGUACGACUUGCAGGCUCGUAAGUUCCUCCCACGUGAAAGACCAGCCAAUCAGGACAAGCAGGAGGAGGUGGCUCAGGUCAGGGAAGUGGAAAACUGUCUGCUCAGGUUUAAGACAAAAUUGGCGGCAUCUUUAGCACGCUGCAGAAUCAAACACGACCUGCUGAGCAUUGACUGCAUGCUGCCAGAGAGCAUCAGACAGAGGCAGGAGAGAGGAUCCAACCUGCCCAUGUACGCCUGGAUUAAUACACUGCGCACCAGUAUGCAGGAUGUGUGUGAGGUGUUGAAGGCUGCAGGUUUCUCCCAUGUGAAAUCCAUCACACAGUUGGAAGGACAGACAUUCUGUGAGGACCUACACUGCCUCGACCUGCUGGUGUUUCCCACUUGUUCGAAAAGAGAACUACAAAAAACGAAUCUGCUGAAAGAUUAUAGACUGGUAAUACAGGAUAAGGCGUGCUGCGUUGGUCCAUGGGCAUUGCGCCCCUUGCUGGUUCCAGAUGGAGACGUACUUAUGGCUGGAUCGUUCUCCGCAGCCACCGUGGCUCAUACAGCUGCCAUCGUUGCUGCUGCACAUACUCAUCUUCAUACUUUUUCUCACUCCAGUAAACAGGCUCGCAGCAGCAUGCGGGUGUUUGUGUGUGUGGGGGAGUGCGCGAGUGCUCAGAGAGAUGAAAUGCAGGAGGUCCUCGGCAGCAUGGGCUGCAGCAACGUGAAGUUGCUACCCGAGGCUUUCCACACUCUGGAUGUGUAUGACACACGUCUGCAGAAGGUUCAGCUCAUCCUGCUGACUCCGCAGUGUUCGCUCUCUGCAGUCUCAAACCCUGUAGACUACCUUCUGUGGGAGAAUGGAGACAAAGAGCUGCUGCGGGAUCUGUCCCAGGGCUCUGUCUCGCAGUCCAGACUACACACACUCGUCGCCGAGCAGAAGCGAGACCUUCAUCAGGCCCUCCACUUUCCUAAAGUGCGAGUCGUGGUGUAUUCCACCUGUUCCUCACUUCCAGCGGAGAACGAGGAAGUAGUGAAGAGCGCUCUCACACUCACAGAGCACGACAACUCCAAACUACAGCCUUUUAAGCUCAGAAACCCAUCUCUCCUGUGUUGUUAUAAAGAGGAUGGCAAUGGAGAAAAGAAGGCUGACUUUUUCAGGCUUGAAGCUUCUGAUCAGAGUAACGGCUGCUUCUUAGCUGUUCUCACAUCCCAGCCCGAUCCAAAAGUGACGCCACAGGAAGUAAUAGCUCGCGCCACCGCUAGUGGAUUGCUGGAUGGGAUCCAGCUGACUCAGCCAAUCAAGAAAGAGGGGCGUGGCCGACAGACACGCAAAGGACCUGCCUAUCAAUCUCGCCGGCAACCCCAUGUCUCCGUUAGCAGCCAGUCGCAGGUGGCUGAGUUUCUGAACCGUGAGCUGAAAGCCAAUAGCUCAGUCCCAACAGCGGCACAGGAGCGGACCAACGGCACACACUCGCCUUGGGGAAAAUCCAAACCAACUCAUCCGCAGCACUCGUGCAAACCCGCCUCCUCCAAAACCUCCACCUUCUCCAAUCCAAGCCAAGCCUCCUUUAUCACAGGACCUACCUCCACCCUCUCCUCCGCCACAGGCCUCACCUUGUCUUAUACAAGCCAAGCUUCACCAUCCAACACCGCCCACACCUUCUCCACCACAAACCCCAUCUUAUUGAACACAGACUCUGCCUCGUCCAUCAACGGACUCACUAUCACCGCCUUUAACAAGGGGCUUGCACCAUCCCAUAGAACCUUGAAUCGAACCAACGGCCGCCGAGCUGCUGUUCCUGUAUAUCCGCCCUCUGCCCCACCCAGAGGCAGACAUGAAGUCCUGCGUCCUGUGUUGAUUUCGUUUCCUCCUCCUCAGUUCCCAUCCUUGUGUCCAGAAUCUGCUCCGGUCAAGAUCAAAACCCCUCUGUUGUACCAAAACUGGAGGAACUGUUCACGCCCUGCCCCACUGACACACACACGAUUCGGGAGCAGCAUACGCCCGUGGCUCUGACACACACACACA
This is a messenger RNA of Ictalurus furcatus (blue catfish), 4092 nucleotides long. RefSeq names its product putative methyltransferase NSUN7. The transcript is spliced from 13 exons. The record is from RefSeq and is a predicted model, not a curated record. Lineage: Eukaryota; Metazoa; Chordata; Actinopteri; Siluriformes; Ictaluridae. Bases 1657 to 4080 code for a protein of 807 amino acids. Gene Ontology annotation, molecular function: methyltransferase activity.